Vespula vulgaris is the source of this 4220-nucleotide messenger RNA. RefSeq lists its product as uncharacterized. Gene Ontology annotation, biological process: protein deubiquitination. The record is from RefSeq and is a predicted model, not a curated record. Lineage: Eukaryota; Metazoa; Arthropoda; Insecta; Hymenoptera; Vespidae. Bases 187 to 2943 code for a protein of 918 amino acids. Gene Ontology annotation, molecular function: cysteine-type deubiquitinase activity. The transcript has 14 exons.
UACUCACUUAAAAUUACCGCGCAUUAGAACAACAAAAAACGGCUUCAAUCGGAAACAGUAAAGGACCCGCCCUUUAGCUUAUAAGCGUCGAAGCGGAACGAACGAACGUUCAGUUUCUUAUAUUAACUUUUUUUAAUAUUCCGAUUCAUCUUUCGAUUAAGUGAAAAGGAGAAUUAUAUCUGCACUAUGGAGAUAUCUCCUAGAAAAUCUUCAAAACGAACGCAAGAGCAUGUAGAUGAGUGGUUAUCAAGCCAAGGAUAUUUUCGAAAGCAUGUCCCUAGGGAUCCAACUUGUUUAUUUAGAGCUAUUAGUGAACAAGUUUAUUUAACGCAAUACUAUCAUGUAAGAGUAAGACGAGAAUGCGUAGAAUUCAUGCGAGAAAACAGGAAUUUAUUUGAAGAGUGUAUAACAAUUCCAUUUGAUAUGUAUCUAGAACAAAUGACAUGUUUCACAGAAGCAGGUGGUUCUAACGAAAUACAAGCAAUGUCUUUACUUUACAAAAGAGAGGUGAUUUUGUUUAAUGGACAGAAACAAACAUGUAAACAAUUGACUAAUUAUGGUUUUACAAAGUAUAUACGUUUAUGCUAUACACCACAAAAACAGUAUGAAAGCGUAUAUAGCAAAGAUUUUGUUAUGGAAGCAGGCUUUUGCCAGUCUAUUAUAUAUGAAAUUUUAUAUAAAGAUGUAUUUGAUAUGGAAAAUCUAGAUAAUACUGUUUAUAAAAUGUUACAUAAUCGAGAUUCUACCCUAAGACAUGAUAGAUUUUUCUCGAAAGGAAAUCUCGAAAUGAGAGAAGAGUUGUCAGCAGAAGUAUAUAAAAGACUUGAAAAUAGCUGUGAAGGAACACUGGACUGCUUUCCAACAGGUGUACCACCAUUCCCUUAUAGAGUUGCUAAAGCUAUUGAUGUUAAUAUUUAUCGUAAUAUUGAUUUCGAUGUAUGGCAUGAAAUUAGACGAGAAAUAAAAAAUGCUGGCUGGAUAAGAUAUAACAGCAAUGGACUUCAGAUUGGAGAUAAAUGUCUAAUUGAAAUGGACUUUGAUAAAAGUGACUUGGAUAAAUGUGAUACAAAGGCCAUAAAAGAUGGUCGAAGUUCUAACGAAAGUAAGACAUUACAAAAAAAAUUAAGUCAAAAUCCUGCAAUUCUUUGUGGACAUAUUCAAGAAAUAAAUAAAAACGAAGGUUCCGUAGUAGUAUUUAUAGAAGAAUUUGGAGAAAAAAAGACUGUACCAUAUUCGUCUCUCAAACCAUUAUCUUUGCGAAAAAAUAAACAAAACAAUUGGCCAUCAACAUCCAAAAAAAAUUUGCAACUAAUUGAUUCCAAUCAGAAAUAUAAGAAGCUUUCUAGCGCAAGUUCAAGCAAAACAAAAGAACAAGCAAAUUAUGAAGAUAAUAUUUUUGAAAAAAAUCUUGAUGAGUGUUCUAUUACUGCCAUUGCUUCUACUUCUGGUACUGCCAAAAUGACUACUCCUCUAUUAGCUGCCAGCACUGCCGCGACUCUUAUGAAGAUUACAGAUAAUGAUAGUUAUAAUGAAAAAAUAAACAGAGAAGAUUUACCCGCGCUUCAAUGGCAAAAACAAGAAUGGAACAAUCAAGGUCAGAUGGUUGGAGAAAAUUCGUUGGGAAAAUUACAAAAUUACACUGCAAAUAAAAAUGCUCCUCAAUUUCAUGGACAGGGAAAUACGGAUAAAAAAACAAAAACUGGUAAAGAUAAUUCACAAACUAUGACCGGAAAUACAUCAUCAUAUUAUGUUGCUUCGAAUGAUAAUUCUUAUCCUUCUGUUUCGUACAUGACUGGUUAUACAGGUGAAUUAAUACCUGCCAAUCAAAUGAAUCGAACAUUGCGAAAUAUUGAUAAUUUGACUCAAAAAAGUAUGGAUUUAAGUAGCUGUGAUUUGCCAUUAUCAGAUCCAGCUACAUUAAAAUUCUUUUAUAAUUUAGGAUUAGAGUGUUUCCGUGUCAAUUAUGCAUGGAACUAUGGUCCUAAUGGACAGUUAGCAUCUUCAGAAUCUUGGUAUACAGCUGGUCCAUCCAUGGCAUCAUCAAAUACAAAUGCAACUCGAAAUAUAGGAGAAGUACAAAAUAUUAAUACGUGCGUAAUGGAAGAAGAAAAACCGAUAGAACAAAAAGAAAAUAGUGACAAUAAUGGAAACAAUGCUAUUAUCCCACAAUUAGCACAGAAGACAAUGAAUACGUGCCUAAAUAAUGUGACCGAUUUACAAAAGGACAAGUUAAAAAAAGUAGAAAAGAAUAUAGCACCGUCUACCCAUGAGAAUAUUAAAGAUGCAGAGAAUGUCAAUAAAGACAAACAACGAACUAAUAAUACAGCCCCACGAUUUAAAAAAAAUACACCUAAAGAUCAACAUUAUAGCGAACAAAGAUAUUCGCAUAAUAAGAAAUUGUCUAAACAUUGCGAACACAAUUGCUUAUUACGCGAAUUUCAGAAUGUUUCGAAUUCGCAAAUUGGUGAUAUGCAAGCACCGCUUGCUAAUACUGUUUUAAAUCCAGUACAUAUAUCACCUGGAAUGGCGAAUACUUAUCAUUUAUCUUAUGUACAACAACAGUCACCAUAUGCAAAUGUGUCAUAUUGUGAACAUGAAGUAGAUACAUACGGAGGUUCGUAUUACAUGUCUCAAGGAGGUUUCCCUAAUAUUACUUGCGUACCAAAUCCUGAUGUUGUCGAUGCAAAUAAUACGCACUCCUUUUUGCCAUAUUUCUAUCCAAGUGCAGAAAUAUAUCCUCCGGUUUAUUCAUCAUCUGCAUAUUCAGCAUACAUGCAUGCUCAACAAACAGCAUAUGGUGGCUUACCUCCACAAAAUAUACACGACUCGUGGUAUUCGUUUCCAGAACAAUAUUACUAUCUUCAAUAUAGUCCUGUUCCAUUUCGCACAACAGAGCAUUCUAGUGAAAUGGGACAAGGUAAUAAUUCAAAUUCAUCGACUUAAUCUAAUUUCAUAAAUCAUAAAACAUUCAUUCAUCAUAAAACAAUAUUUACACAUAAAAAUAUUAAAACUUAUAUGUCUGUGUAUCCAUUGCUUAUAUGAUAUAUAUGCAUUAUCUAUAUGCGUUACGUAUAUGUUACAUAUACAUUACUUAUAAUAUGUCUAUAUAUAGAUGCGUUUUAUAUGUCUAUAUACAUAUAUAACCUAUAUAACAUUAUAAUAUCCAAUUAUCAUUAUAAAUUCUGUUAUUAAAUAUCGUUAUUAAUAUAUCGACAUGUAAUGCAAUAAUGCGAAUUUUUAUUCGCGACUGACGAAUUUUUUUUCGCGAGACGAACCGUAUAGUUUCUAUCAGAAGAACAAAUGUAAGGAGAGAUACAAUUAUAUUUCUUCCAUUUAUUUAGUUGAACUUAAGAUAUAUAUAAAUAACAUAUCAUUUAUAGUUUUAUAUUUUGAGUGUUCUUAUUACAAAUAUUUUGCUUAUCUAUACAAGGAAAUAAUAUUAAACUUGUAUACUACAAUAUUAAAUAUAUAAAAUUGAAUUUCUAUAUACUUUUUUUUUUUGAGAAAUAAGCCUUGUUUAUGUUUUAAUUAUCUGACAGGUUACCUUCGUUAAGUAUAUAUUAAUAUAUUGAAUAUAAUUUAUAUUGUAUACUUAUAUAUAAUUCUUAUGACACGAAUAUGCAUUAUUUAUAUGUCUAUAUAGAUAUUACUUAUAUAACAUUAUAAUAUCCAGUUAUCAUUAUAAAUUCUGUCAUUAACAUGUCAACUUGUGAUGCAGUAAUGCGAAUUUUUAUUCGCGACUGACGAAUUUUUGUUCGCGGGACGAACUGUAUAGUUCCUAUUACAAGAACAAAUGUAAGGAAAGAUACAAUUUUUUUUUUUUCAUUUCUUUAGUUGAACUGAAGAUAAACAUAAAAAGCAUGUCAUUUAUAGUUUUAUACUUUGAGUGUUCUUAUUACAAAUAUUUUGCUCAUCUAUACAAGGAAAUAAUAUUAAACUUGUAUAUUACAAUUUUAAAUAUAUAAGAUUGAAUUUCUAUAUACUUUUUUUUUGAGAGAUAAGACUUGUUUAUGUUUUAAUUAUUUGACAGUUUCCUUCGUUCAGUAUAUAUUAAUAUAUUAAAUAUAUUUUGUUAUGUACCUAUUUACUAAGUAAUUAAUAUACAAUUAUAUAUUAAAUAUAAUUUAUAUUAUAUACUUAUAUAUAAUUCUUAUGUCAAAAAUGAUUGUAUAUCCAAGAAUUACAAUUAAAUCUAAUAAACAUUAUAAUAUUAAUUAAUA